ACCGUUGGGAGCUCUUCACCGUGCGUGAACUCGUAGCGUACGAAGAAGAAUCUGGAGGCGCCGAGAAGGAGAAAAGUAAGGAGGAUAAGAGGGUUACAGUCAUGGGGGAGAGAGAGUGAAUCAGCUGGGGGCAUGGAGGGGCCUUCAGAGUUGAUGGAAAUGUUCGUCAUCUGGAUGAGGCUGUUGCUAGUGAUAGGGAAAGGUGAGGUGUAUGAUCCCACCUUCAGAAACACAGGGGUCCCCACCAUUGGCCCAGAACGAGGGCCGCAAAUAUUUGGAGCUGCACUUAACGCAGGAAGAGAAACGACUUUGCAGAGUGCAUGAAAAUCAUGUUUAGCUCACUACCGCAGAUUGAUUUCUAACCUGCUGGUUCAGCAAAGGUGAGGAAGAAAGGGUGACAGUAAUCCGUGGAGGAUUGAAACUAAGGAAAGGUUGAAAAACUGAGUAGAGGAGGUGGAGUUUAACUAGGCUUUGAGAGGAGCUAACUGAAUAUGACAAAGCAAUAGAAAGCCAUGCCAAUUAAUGAACUGAGAUAAACAUAAGUAGGCUUGUGUGAGGAGAAAACAAAACACCUGCACACAUCAAAUGUGAAGUAGCUUAAUACUGUAAAUAAAGUCACCUGGUUUGGGUCAAAGAUCAACUUUAUUCACUUGUAUUUGGAAUUUGCUGUGGUGUGUUGGCAUGAUGUGCAACAGAAAACAACAUUCAACGAUUACAAAGAAUUAUAUAAAAAUAAAAUUAGAGGUUAAGCGUACAAAUAUCAGAAUCAGGUUUAAUAUCACCAGCAUACGUCGUGAAAUUUGUUAACAUUGUGGCAGCAGUACAAUGAAAUGCAUGGUAAAUGUAGAGAAAAAAACAGUUACAGUAAAUAUAUAGAUAAAUAUGUGUACAGUCGGCCCUCAUCCGCGAGGGAUUGGUUCCAGGACCUCACAUGGAUACUCAAGUCCCUUAUAUGAAAUGGCGUAGUAUUUGCAUAUAACCUAUGCACAUCCUCCUGUAUACUUCAAAUCAUCUCUAGAUUACUUACAAUACCUAAUAUAACAUAAAUGCUAUGUAAAUAGUUGCUACACUGUAAUGUUUAAGGAAUAUUGACAAGAAAAAAGAACUGUACAUGCAGCGAACGAAUGAGAUGGGAGGUGAACAAUGAUCAAACAACGAGUAAAACUUUUAAUCAUCUCUAGAUUACAGAACUUAUAACACCUAAUACAAUGUAAAUGCUAUGUAAAUAGUUGUUACACUGUCUUGUUUAGGAAAUAUUGACAAGAAAAAAAACUGUACAUGCAGCGAACGAAUGAGACACCGAUUCUUCCAUGAUCUUUAUGUUCUUGAGGCUGUAGUGCUUUACAUAGCCAGCCAGCCAUCCCUUACUAGUGUACAAUGUACUGUGUAUGUUAAUCAAAAUGGCUUCUUUGUUUUGUUAAGAAUAGGAAUGUUUCUUUGUAUGAUAAGUGCUUUCUCUUGCGGUUGUUUAGCUUUAGACUUGCUGAUAUCGGGAUUGUAUUAGUUUGUUGACCAAUGGGGAAUGUUAUUUUGUCUUGUGAGGCUGGGAGCUUGGGGGUUUUCGUGGUCUUUUCAGGGGAGUCGGGAAGAAGACGCUGAAGAAGGUGGACGUGCGCUGCACUGCUCGGUCGAUCACCAGGGUGGUCCCAAGUGCAAGGACGUGGAGGUCGGAGGAAAGUGACGAGGGAUCGAAUGGUUCGAUGGUUGAGCUCCAACGAUGUGCAGUAAACUGACUGAACUUUGAUAAGUUGGCGCCUUUUACUUUAUUUUCUUUUGCUUUAUAUAUAUUUAUUGCAUAGUACUCUUAGUUUUAGUAAAACCUUUAAAGUGUAUUCCAUAAUGGUAUCUGGUGUGAGUUUGAUAUUGUGCGUGUGUGCGUGGCAUAAACUUGAUUCUCACAGCACCUGUGUGUACGGGAGGUGGAGUUGGUGAGUGGCUGGAUCUCCUUUUCCCCUAGACAUAUACCAGCCUGUUGGGUAAGUGUUACACUAGCCUUAAACUCUUUUCUCUCGCUCUCAUCAACCCUGUCACAGUAAUGCUCAUAGAGACUAAGAGCUUUCUCACAUAUAAUUUGGCCAUCGACAGGGAUAUUCUUCUGUGACAUGUCCUUUAGCCACACACUUAAUGCUUUAUCAGUCUUUGCAAGCACUUUAUCAUGAACCAGAGAGACCAUUUUUGGCAUUGUAGGGGCAGCACUAGCACUUCACACGAAUUUCAGCUUCUUUCUGCUUUAUUGUGCGAAUGCUCAAUUUGUUCUUACUGACCUUAAGGUCCACUUCGGAAAGUGACAUGUCAUUUUUCAAAAGAUCUUAAUAUUCCUACUUUCUCGAUGGGAGAUAGCACUUUACGCUCCCUUUAGCCUUUGAGGAAUUGCUUUGACCACCUAAUUGCUUUUUAGGAGCCAUUUUUUCACAGGAACAAAGUAGUGAACAAACGAGAUGCAAGGUGAACAAUGCUCGAGCAACAAGUGCUGGAAGAGCACUUCUGGGUUUUCUCGAUUCGAGGUUGGUUGAAUCUGCACAUGCGGAAUCCACAGAUGAGGAGGGCUGACUGUAAUGUAAAGUGGCAUAUGUUCACUCCACUGACGAAUCCACUCUAUCGAAACACAAUCGAGGUCUUCAUUUUUCACUUUAUGCAGUGUUUUUCUAUUUUUCAUUAACUCCUUCUCAGAACUGUCUGUGGUGUGUAGAGACCUGUGCAUCACCUGGGAACCUUCCCAGCGCAUGUUAAAUUUUCCAUUUGUGAUGUCAUUAUCAGCACUUUGAAAAAGAUUUGGAUUUUGGAUUUUUUUCAAAAUUUGGAAUUUCAGAAAAGGAAUAUUCAACCUGUAUUAUAAAAAGUGUCUCAAAAGUGUUUACUGUGAAGUGUAGUGGCAGGGAUAAUAGAGAGUUGUGGGAAGGUGUGUUUUUGUUUUAAUCGCCCUGUAGUGCUUUCCAGAGGGAGCUUUUGGAAAAGGCAGUUUUCAGGGAUGAGUAGUGUUUGCAAUGAUUUUGUACGCCGAAAUAUUGUCUAUUAAUAGCCCUUCCGUCCCAUUCUUCCAACCUCUCAGGUCUCUCCGACCCACUUAGGUUCAGUUUUAGGCCAACAUCUUUUAAGGUUUAGCCUAACAGAAAAAUGAAGGUUCUAUAGCUCUUAGAAUAAGAGUUAAACUUGCACUACCUAUUCAAAACUACCUUUUAUGUAAUUUCCCAGUAGUUUUUAGUGAUUUCUGCACAUGGAAUGUAAAAUCUUUCUGUUACUUUACAGUUCUUUCUUUCUCAUAGAGCAUUUUCCAUCUUACUGUUUUGGCCUGCCUCUUCCCACAGUAAAUUACAUUUGGGAUUCUUUAAGUUGUUCACUAUAUCUAUCAAGUUUGCCCAAGCAACUUUUGGCCCCACCAAUACUUAUUAAUUCACCAUCAGUCCGAGUUAGCAGUAUUAGAAAUAAUAGUUAUUGAUAUAUUGGAGUGAAAAGCUGGGGUCCCAGCACAGAUCAUUGGGAUUACAUUAACUGCCAGGCAUAAGAAUCUGAUUAACAUUGUAGUUUCAUAUUGCCACUGCUUCAGAAUUUAAUAUAAUUGAAUUGUGUAUGCAGUUCUAACUUUAUUAUAUAGUUAGAGGUAUUGUCCAACAAACAUUUCUAAUCUGACCAUUUACUGGAUCUAUCCAACAUUAAGCUUAUUGUUCCUUUUGUAGAACCUUGCAUGUGACCCUUGCCUUAAUGACAUUUCAGGUAGUGGAAAUUUGCUCUGACAGAAUCACAAAUAAUUGUGCAAAAAAAUGAGAAACAAAAUUAGCUCUCAUAAAAUUUUGUAGAGGGAGAGGGGGAAGUAAAUUAAUAAAUACUUCAGUUUAUUCAAAUUGUUUCUUGAUGUCUCAGCAGAUGAUGCAGCUCCAUGUAAUGGGGAAUCACAAUGCAGAUCAUUUUCUCAGAAUACAACUUCCUAUCCACUAAUACAGGAGCUGCACAUAUUGAAGUUCCUUUGGAAGUUCAUGUACACUAUAUUGUAGAUACAGUCAGCCCUCCUUAUCUGCGAGGGAUUGGUUCCGGGACCUCUCGCGGAUACCAAAAAAUGCGGAUGCUCAAGUCCCUUAUUCAGCCUGUCAAUGCAGUGGACCUUAGGACCCAGUGGAACCCCGGACCUUAUUUAACCUGUCCCAGUGCGGUGGACAUUAGGACCCGGCGGCGGAGCUCUGAAUCCGCAGUGUUUCUGUUCAACGAAAAUAAUCACGAUCACGAUUGAAAAUAAAGUGGAAAUAAUAAAGCAAUCGGAAAGAGAUGAAACGCCAUCGGUCACUGGAAAAGCGUUAGGCAACAGUCGGUCAACGAUCGGAACAAUUUUAAAGGAUAAAAUGAGAAAGUCUCUGCCCGGAUGAAAGCUACAAUUAUUACUAAGCAACGCAGUGGUUUAAUUAUUGGAUUUUGGGGUUUGGGGUUUUUGAUCUUCCAUAUCAACCAGGCACAGAUGGAGAGUACACUCGGGAACUUCCUGAGCCUGGCGCUGAAACAUAUGUUCUUAAGUGUUUUAUAUGCAUAUAAAGGUAAAAUGUAUACUAUAUACUAAGACAAACAUUUGACUAACUGACACUAAGUAAUACUAGAUGUACCUGUUCCAACUUUCUUAGUAAGAGAACUUCAGAUUUUUUCCAAUCCCAAUCCACGAUAACCUACGCACAUCCUUCUGUAUACUUUAAAUCAUGUCUAGAUUAUUUAUAAUACCUAAUACAAAGUAAAUGCUAUGUAAAAUGGUUGUUAUACUGCAUUGUUUAGGGAGUAAUGACAAGAAAAAAAAAGUCUGUACGUGCUCCAAUAACAAAUGCUGGAAGAGCACUUCCGGGUUUUCUCGAAUCGCAGUUGGUUGAAUUCACGCAUGCGGAACUCGCGGAUAAGGAGGGCUGACUGUACUUCCUUUAGUUAUAAGUUUCUUCAGAAAGCUUCCAGUAAAAUACUCUUAAAGUAUAAUUACUGUUGAUUGGACGAAGGCAUUGCAGGUUAAUUGAAUGAAAUGUCAGCUCCCUAACUUUCUCCAUGUCUCAGAAGCUGGAUGGCAUCUCCACAAAUGCAAGAUCUGAGUGCAAAGACUGAAGCACAAGACACAGACACCAAAAGACACAGAAAACUUUUGCCCAGUCUGAAGACAAAAAGAGCUCAAGACUUGGUCCUUGUAAUUGGAACUGGAGUCAGUGCUGCUGUAGCUCCACAGGUCCCUGCUCUGAAAUCCUGGAAAGGACUAAUACAGGCCCUGCUGGAUGCUGCAAAUGAUUUUGACCUCUUAGAAGAUGAAGAGAACAGAAGAUUUGAAAAAUCACUCCAUGAAGAUAAGAACCUUGUGCAUGUUGCGCAUGAUUUGAUACAGAAACUCUCGCCACGUACCAGUAAUGUUCGUUCAAGUUUCUUCAAAGACUGUUUGUAUGAAGUCUUUGAUGACCUUGAAUGCAAGAUGGAUGAUGUUGGAAAGCACCUCUUAAAAUCUGUUUUGAAAUUGAUGGAGAACGGAUCCUUGGUCUUAACCACUAACUUCGACAAUCUAGUGGAAAUUUAUGGGUCUCACCAAGGAACCAAACUGGAGUCAUUAGACCUCACAGAUGAAAAGAAGGUGUUAGAGUGGGCACAGGAAAAACGAAAGAUGAGUGUUUUACAUAUUCAUGGUGUUUAUACAAAUCCCAGUGGGAUUGUUCUACAUCCUUUGGGUUACCAGAACGUGUUGCGUAAUACCGAAGUAAUGAGAGAAAUUCAGAAGCUGUAUGAAAAUAAAGCCUUUGUCUUCCUUGGCUGUGGACGAACGGUUGAGGACACAACAUUCCAGUCACUCUUUCUAGAAGCAGUCAACGAAUGGAAACAGGUGACGAAAUAAAACUGAGGAAAUAAGCUUUUGCUUAGCUUUAUAAUAUAGUUGAAGCACAACGCAGUAACUGACAGCCCAGAGGUCAACACUUGUUCUUACAAAUAAAAUGGAAAAUAUACGGUUCAUAAUGUUCCACUUCAGAACUGCACUAAAACACUCAAUUUGAAUAACACAAACCUCAAUUUGAAUUUGUUUUUCACUCAAUAAGUUGGAUUUUUUGGAUAACAUCACUGAGUUCUACCAGCUGAGACAACUCCUGCAAUUCUACUGUUCAUUUUGAUGUAGCAAUUUUGUACUGUUAAAGUGACUUCUGUACAGAAUAUUUUAAUAAAAGUCAAUAAAUAAUA
Molecule: messenger RNA, 6171 nt
Organism: Hypanus sabinus (Atlantic stingray)
Lineage: Eukaryota; Metazoa; Chordata; Chondrichthyes; Myliobatiformes; Dasyatidae
Gene: siral1
Product: family with sequence similarity 118 member B
Exons: 7
Coding region: 5024-5833 (269 amino acids)
Source: RefSeq, a predicted model, not a curated record